Phyllotreta striolata is the source of this 479-nucleotide messenger RNA. Lineage: Eukaryota; Metazoa; Arthropoda; Insecta; Coleoptera; Chrysomelidae. The record is from the annotation of a GenBank genome assembly.
GUAAUUCUAACCUACAAUUUUUCGAAGAAAAGGGAACAAGAAUUAAUAUUUUAUAACACAAAUUUAAUCAAAAACAACUUCUUGUAAACAAAAUUUUAAAUUAUAUCCGAUAUGUCGUUACUCUCCAGAAUAAUGCCAAGUAUUCUAAACCGACUAUCUUCUGCAUCUGUUCAAUCUCCAGCUUCCUUUCAUUCGCUAACUGGAGAUAGGGCUCUUGGAGCGAACCCCGGAGGUCUGUUCGGUAUCGUUACGAGGUCCAUAGUGAGAGUGCAUUUCCCGAGGCCCUCGGAAAGGAAGAGGAUCACAGUGCACGGCUGGGAGAAGAGGAUGAAAACGGCCAGUGGUCGAAGGAUCCUCAUGAACAGAAUACUUAAAGGUCGGUGGGUGUACAGUCACUAAUUUGUAGGAAUCGUAGUAGAAUGUAAAGUGGUCGAAUAAAAGUUAGUUGUUUACCUUUUUAACGAGGCCAGCUCUGGUGC